Messenger RNA from Camelina sativa (false flax), 1045 nucleotides. Its product is annotated as glutathione S-transferase F8, chloroplastic-like. Gene Ontology annotation, biological process: glutathione metabolic process. Gene Ontology annotation, molecular function: glutathione binding; glutathione transferase activity. Gene Ontology annotation, cellular component: cytoplasm. The record is from RefSeq and is a predicted model, not a curated record. Lineage: Eukaryota; Viridiplantae; Streptophyta; Magnoliopsida; Brassicales; Brassicaceae.
UGAUUCUGGUAAUAAUGCAAUAAAAAAAAAAAAAAAGAGAGAGAGAAGGUUCUGGAAAAGAAAUUGGUAAAACAAUUCAAGCUCGACUUUGCCUUCUUCCUUCUAUAAAAACACCAUUGGUUUCAUCAUUCUUCUUCAUCCAAUUCCCAAUUUCAACAAAAUCAAUCAGAUCCAACAAGUCUUCUUCUUCAUAAUGGCAAGUAGUACUAUCAAGGUUCACGGAGUUCCCAUGUCCACGGCGACCAUGCGGGUCCUAGCUGCUCUCUACGAGAAGGAUCUCCAAUUCGAGCUGAUCCCCGUCGAUAUGAGAGCCGGUGCUCACAAGCAAGAACCCUUCCUCUCCCUCAACCCCUUCGGACAAAUUCCUGCUCUCCAGGACGGUGAUCUGACGAUUUUCGAGUCGAGAGCCAUCACACAGUACAUAGCAGAGGAAUACAGUGAGAAAGGCGAAAAGCUAUUCUGCCCUGGCUGCAAGGAGGUCAAGGCUGCUACUCUCAUCUGGCUUCAAGUUGAAGGUCAACAGUUUGACCCUAUCGCUUCUAAGCUUGCCUUCGAGCGUGUCUUCAAAGGCAUGUUCGGUAUGACCACUGACCCCGCCGCUGUCCUAGACCUCGAAUCCAAGCUCGCUAAAGUCUUGGAUAUCUACGAGGCCAGGCUCGCCACUUCUCCCUUCGUCGCUUGCGAUUGCUUCACUUUGGCUGAUCUUCACCACCUCCCUGCCAUCCAUUACCUCAUGUCCACCGAAUCCAAGCAGCUCUUCGAGUCUCGCCCUAAAGUUAGCGAGUGGGUCAACAAGAUCACUGCCAGACCUGCUUGGGCUAAGGUCGUUGACCUCCUCAAGCAGUGAGUGAGAGAGACUGACUUUGUGUUUUGCUUUCUUGUCUGUCUUUUGAGUUUUUUCCUUUCUACCCAAAAUAAACGAAUCCUCCAGUGAUUCUCUAUUGAGUUUGUGUUUACGCGCUAUUUGUUAUGUAUCAUCUUCCGUGUUAUCUCGUUUGAUUCACGUAACGUAUGUGCAAAACAAAAUCUUUAUAUUUCGGGGCUA